Messenger RNA from Cylicocyclus nassatus, 1700 nucleotides. The record is from the annotation of a GenBank genome assembly. Lineage: Eukaryota; Metazoa; Nematoda; Chromadorea; Rhabditida; Strongylidae.
GAGCAUAUGUCGAAACCCUACAAAUUAUGACAAAUAAAGAGAAGAGAGGUGAAACACCAUACAAAAAGACCACGUCACCAGAUAAAAUUAGAAAAACCAAAAAGCUGGACAUCUCCGCUCCUUACGACUUCAGGCACGUGGACCAUGUUGGGUUCAAUUCGGAAUUGAGCAAAACUGGCAUUGUUGCCGACGAAGUUCGGAAGUCCAAGGAAGUAUCGAGUCAGCCUCAGGCCAGUAAGACGUCACCACAUCCGAUUCCACCUGUGAGAAGAUCGCGAAGGUUGAAAAAGCUAGAUAUAUCUAAGCCGUCCGACUUCAGGCACGUGGAUCAUAUUGGGUUCGAAUCAAGCGAUGUGUGCAAAGCCAGUCCUGUUGCCGAAGAAGUAUCAAAGCUCGAGGAGAUAGUUAGCCAUCAGAAGAAGUAUACUACCCAGAAUUUUGGUGCUACUUCCGCACCCAAACAUGUUCGUCAAGGAUCCUCACGGAAUGUUGCAGGUGAACGCUCGAAAAGCUCUGACGCGAAUGCAGGCCGCAUUUCCAAGAGUAGUUCCUUCAAACGUAGCGCUAGCGCUCGAAAUGGAGAGGAAGAUGUGAAACAUGUUAUUAAACAAGCUUCAUGUGAGGAGUUCCCGUCUGUUAAAGCAACUUCCGUCUUGUUCAGUAAAGAGAACACUGCUACUGGAGGAGGCCAGAGCGUUUCUAUUCCGAGUUCAUCAAAGCCAAUGGAAGAGAGUCCGAAUCAAAGGAACAAAGCUCCAGCACCACCAAUAGUCCGACAAAUCAGCACUGAGAAUACCGGUGAUAGUGAUGGCAAAGUCAGGAAACUGCAGGAUAUCUUCAUCCAACGAGCAAACAGUGAAAAAGUGAGAAACUCAGUUCAGAAAGCCCCGUUGUCCCCUCCCGUAACUCCCAUAAACGAACAACAGCCACAGCCGUUCCCUGUUAAACUUGAAGCAAGCAGUAAAGAACAUGUCGUUUCGGUUCCGUCGUCGAGCAAUUUUUAUGAAUCUCAUACCCUACCUGCGCCUACCGAAGAUGAGAAAUUGCCACCAUGGAUGGCAGAGUUGGGAAAGAAGGAGAGAACACGCCUUAUCGCUGCUGUGUUGCUGGCAGAAAGGGAGAAAGUGAAAGACAGAAAUAAAGAAAUAGGAGCAGCGAAAAACGUCAAAGCGGAUGUUUCUCAAAGGGUUCCUAAACGACAAGCUCCGCCGCCGCCAUCAGUUACGAAGGUGGACAAGCUAAACGACAACCCGCGAAGAGAUAAAGGAGACAUAAGUAGCACAACGAUGAUCAGAAACAACGAACUUGUCAAGCAAUUGAAUGAAAAAAUUGACUCUAUCGACGCUAGUCCCCCUGUACCUAAGCCACGGCGAAAGUUGCAGAAACAGCAGCAGCAACAAGGAUACGUUGAAAAUAUAGGCAUGCCUACGCCACUGCUUGACACUCCUGAAAUGAUUAAGAAACGCCUCUUGCUAUCUGAUACCAGGCAGAGUGAGUCGGCACAUGGCCCAAAAGAGCCGAACUCAAACGAAAAAGCGAAGAAAAAAGAAACUGGGGAACAGCAAGCGAAGCAGUCUAACGAGAACCACAAAUGUGAAGAAAACACGGACAGCGACGAUGACGACGCAACCAUUCGACUUUGAUUCUUUUACAAGGUCUGAUUAUUUUUGAAAGUGAGGAAGAAAAUAAACAUGUCUAUU